This is a messenger RNA of Ricinus communis (castor bean), 513 nucleotides long. RefSeq lists its product as uncharacterized. Lineage: Eukaryota; Viridiplantae; Streptophyta; Magnoliopsida; Malpighiales; Euphorbiaceae. Bases 1 to 513 code for a protein of 170 amino acids. The transcript has 2 exons. The record is from RefSeq and is a predicted model, not a curated record.
AUGGAGUUGCUUCAGGAACUCUUCGUCACAGUUAUUGUUGCUGUUUUGUUUUCUUUUCUUACAGCUAAACUUGUUUCUUUAGGUGGUGCAGGUGAUGCUGAUUCUAAUCAGAAUUCUCAGUUAUUAAAGAGUCAAAAUACUGAUCAGGAAAAUACAAAUGAAACUAUCAUGGAGGACUUGUCGUAUCGUGAUCGUGAAAGAUUGGAAGUUAAGGGGUUUGAAAGUGAAAAGAAAGUGGAAUUCGUUCAAGAUGUUUCCCGGAAGGUGGAUCAAUUAUGUGGAGAAUCAAAACCAGUUAACGUUGAUGAAGUAAUUGAGACUGAAUGCAGUGAAUUGCCUCAAGAUUCAAUCCAAGAAGGUCCAAAAGAAGAGAAUAAUUUGGCUAAAGAAAACAGCGAAAUUGAACCGAUUAGAACGGGACAAUCUUAUGCUCAAAGCCAAAAUGAUGCUGCAGGAGAAGAAUCAGAGGAUAUUAGAGUGGACUUUGAGGAGAAGGCAGGAGGAUUGACAUGA